GCGCACCGCGCGGGCCGCGCUUCCUGCCUGGCCGCGGGUCCUCCUCCGCGCGGUGACGCGCCGGGCUCCGGCCAAAUCGGUCGCUCUCCCUCCCUCGCCCGCCCCGCCGCCCGCAGGCGCCCCGAGCCGCCGGGCUGUCGCUGGGACGUCGCCUGCCUGGGAGUCGCGGGCCGGCCCCGCGGGGAUGCCACCGGCGCGAUGCCCUUCAGGAAAGCCUGUGGGCCGAAGCUGACCAACUCCCCCACGGUGAUCGUCAUGGUGGGGCUCCCCGCCCGCGGCAAGACCUACAUCUCUAAGAAGCUGACCCGCUACCUCAACUGGAUCGGCGUCCCCACGAAGGUGUUCAAUGUGGGUGAGUACCGCCGGGAGGCCGUGAAGCAGUACAGUUCCUACAACUUCUUUCGCCCCGACAACGAAGAGGCCAUGAAAGUGCGAAAGCAGUGUGCCUUAGCUGCCCUGAGAGAUGUCAAAAGUUACCUGGCAAAGGAAGGGGGACAAAUCGCGGUUUUCGAUGCCACCAAUACUACUCGAGAGAGGAGACACAUGAUUCUUCAUUUUGCCAAAGAAAACGACUUCAAGGCCUUUUUCAUUGAGUCUGUGUGUGACGACCCCACAGUUGUGGCCUCCAACAUCAUGGAAGUUAAAAUCUCCAGCCCGGAUUACAAAGACUGCAACUCGGCAGAAGCCAUGGACGACUUCAUGAGGAGGAUCGGCUGCUACGAGGCCAGCUACCAGCCCCUCGACCCCGACAAGUGGGACAGGGACCUGUCGCUGAUCAAGGUGAUCGACGUGGGCCGGAGGUUCCUGGUGAACAGGGUGCAGGACCACAUCCAGAGCCGCAUCGUGUACUACCUGAUGAACAUCCACGUGCAGCCGCGCACCAUCUACCUGUGCCGGCACGGCGAGAACGAGUACAACCUGCAGGGCAGGAUCGGGGGCGACUCGGGCCUGUCCAGCAGGGGCAAGAAGUUUGCCAGCGCCCUGAGCCAGUUCGUGGAGGAGCAGAACCUGAAGGGGCUCCGGGUGUGGACCAGCCAGCUGAAGAGCACCAUCCAGACCGCGGAGGCCCUGCGGCUGCCCUACGAGCAGUGGAAGGCGCUCAACGAGAUCGACGCCGGCGUCUGCGAGGAGCUGACCUACGAGGAGAUCAAGGACACCUACCCCGAGGAGUACGCGCUGCGCGAGCAGGACAAGUACUACUACCGCUACCCCACCGGGGAGUCCUACCAGGACCUGGUCCAGCGCCUGGAGCCCGUGAUCAUGGAGCUGGAGCGGCAGGAGAACGUGCUGGUCAUCUGCCACCAGGCCGUGCUGCGCUGCCUGCUGGCCUACUUCCUGGACAAGAGCGCAGAGGAGAUGCCCUACCUGAAGUGCCCCCUUCACACCGUCCUGAAGCUGACGCCUGUCGCCUACGGUUGCCGCGUGGAGUCCAUCUACCUGAACGUGGAGUCGGUCAACACACACCGGGAGCGGUCGGAGGAUGCAAAGAAGGGACCUAACCCGCUCAUGAGGCGUAAUAGUGUCACCCCGCUAGCCAGCCCCGAGCCCACCAAAAAGCCUCGCAUCAACAGCUUUGAGGAGCACGUGGCCUCCACCUCGGCCGCCCUGCCCAGCUGCCUGCCCCCGGAGGUGCCCACCCAGCUGCCCGGACAAAACGUGAAAGGACAGAACGUGAAAGGCUCCCGGAGCAGCACCGACUCCUCCAGGAAGCACUGACGCAGACGCGUCGCGGCCUUCUGUCUCCGUUUCUGCAGCUUAGCUUGUGCCCUGCCAGCCACCCCAGGCCGAACGACCCCAAGGACUUCUGGAACGGGGUGGGGCGGAGGAGAGGGGGAGGGAUCUGCGGCUGAAGAGAACGUGCCUGGCUCGGGUCGGCUGAGACCCCAGAAAGCCACGUGGGUCCCUGGCUCCCUGCCUUGAGCCACAGGCCCCUCGCCCUCUGCUCUCCUCGUCCUCCCAGGGGUGUCUGGCCUUGGGGACCCUCCGAGGUGCUUGGGAAGACUCCGGGCCGAGGAGGGGCCCCGUCUGCUGUGCUGUUUUGUGUGUAUGAUCGUGGACUGGCACAGUCCAAGCUGGGAGGUGACAUUGGCAGCAGAAUCCUAAAAUUGAAAGCGGCCGGAUGGUAGCCACCGCAGGGCAAGGGACAUCUAAGAGCUUUCACAUGGCGCUCGUGGGCGUCUUGGCCUGGGAAGAUGCCUUGCGGGGAGCAGACCUGGACGGGCGCAGGGUGGGUGCCUCUUCUGCAAGACGCCCCUGAGCUGAGACUCCCCCGUCCGUGGGCUGAGCGGAAACGUGCCCUCCGGGACAUGCACGGCCCGUCCCGGCCUGUGUUCUGCCUCUAAAGAAGAUGUUUCACGGACGGGCUGGCUUCGGGGGCGGAAGGAAGCUGUUUUGCUGAAAUACAGGAACUGGGGCCUCCCUCCCUCUGCCAGGGAGCUCCGGGGUCCGCUCUGUUCUCCCUGGACUUGGAGGUGCCCGAGAGUCUUGCUGUCCUGGAGCUGCUGCGUUUGCACUUUGUCACAGCAGAAGUGGUGUCGGGGGUGUCGUGCCCUGGAGGCUCGGAGCCUCCGAGUGCCCGCGUGGGGGAGUUUUGGAGCACUCGAUCCUCGGAUCCUUGCAGGACUGACCCCGCCAGACGACAGGGAGGAGAACGCCUGGCUUCCCUCCUGCAGGACUGGCUUUGUCGCCCGGGUGUUCCUGGUGGGGACAAUCGCCCAAGCAAGGACAGUCCCGGGGCUGCCUGCCGCAUGCCUGGCGCAGUGCCGGGUGCCCCGGGAGGUCAGGAGAGUGGAAUGUCGGCCUGGCCUCGCCUGCACAGCAUCUGUGACGUUUUUGCGGCGGCUGAAAGUGGAGCUUACAGGACGUGGGUUCUGAUCACCUGUCGUUUCUGCCUGUUGAUUUCUCCUCGCUGCCUCGGAUCCUGGGGCAGGAGGGGGCGUCUUGUGCCCGGAGGAAACAGUUUGGAGACUCACAGUAGAGUUUGUCCAAAUGACCCUUUUUCAGGAUGUCUCAAAGCUGGUGCCAAAGGUCACUCUCCUUUCCUGCCUUCUGCUGGGGAGCCCCCAGCCCCUUCUCCCAGCGCAGGAGGUGGGUCCUGGGCGGGUCGGGGAGCUUCGAAAGGACACAUUUCCCUGGUUGGGAUUAGGUAGGAGAAGAGGUUGUGCUGCAGACACUGUACGCCACGUUUGGGGUUUCCAUGGGGAACCACUGGAGCCCUCCCUGCCCAGCCCCUCUCAUUGGCAGCCUUGUCCUGGGGGACGCUUGUGUAUCCGUCCCCUCCCGCCGUGUCCUUAGCCUCGUCAGACUGUGUGGCGGGUGUGUGCACGGGUGUGUGUACCUUGGUCAUAUUUCCCAACGCGAGGGGCCUACGGCUUUGUGCGUGAGGAUGGUUUCUCACAUCCCGCGUUCCGGCCUUGUUCUUUGAACAUCGGCACAGGCGGGGGCUCGGUGAAGGCCUGUCCUGCCCCUCCGACUGCGCAAACUCGAUACGUGAGAUCGAGGGGAGACCUUGGAGAAGGGACAGCCCUGCUGCUCGUGCAAGCCGGUGACCUGCCUUUGGGGGUGGCCUCGGGUUGAGGGGAGCAUGGGCGGCAGUCACGGGACUUUUGCUUCUGCAGGUUCUUCCCCACCCCAAAAAAAACCAAAAACUGGGACCAAUAUUUCAGACUUUGCCCAUUUGUUUUUGCGUGGGUUUACCCCUCCUCAUCCCUAUCUGAGGCUGCGGGCAAAGCUCUUCGUUCUGAGGGAGAAGAAAAACUGUUGGAACCACACCAAUGACAUUUUCAUUUGUAAUACUUGAAAUUUAUUUUUUUAUUAUUUUGAUAGCAGAUGUGCUAUUUAUUUAUUUAAUAUGUAUAAGGGAGCCUGAAACCUAGAAAGCUGCACAGGGCGGGCCUAGUUGUUCCUUGGUUUUGGGGGCCUUCUCUGUGUGACCUGCCUCUUCUCUGUGUUCCGUACACUUGUCUGAGUGACCUGGGACGAAGCUACGUCAGCUGUCAGACAGGGGACGCCUUUCGGAAAUCUGUAUAUUUUGCAGUUGCCAGACCAAUAAAAUGCCUGGUUGAAAUACA
Lemur catta (Ring-tailed lemur) is the source of this 4070-nucleotide messenger RNA. RefSeq names its product 6-phosphofructo-2-kinase/fructose-2,6-biphosphatase 3 (gene PFKFB3). NCBI's taxonomy places the organism in Eukaryota, Metazoa, Chordata, Mammalia, Primates, Lemuridae. Gene Ontology annotation, molecular function: fructose-2,6-bisphosphate 2-phosphatase activity; ATP binding; 6-phosphofructo-2-kinase activity. Gene Ontology annotation, cellular component: cytosol. Gene Ontology annotation, biological process: fructose metabolic process; fructose 2,6-bisphosphate metabolic process. The record is from RefSeq and is a predicted model, not a curated record. The coding region runs from base 199 to 1716 and encodes 505 amino acids. The transcript has 15 exons.